This is a messenger RNA of Aedes aegypti (yellow fever mosquito), 3302 nucleotides long. RefSeq names its product exocyst complex component 1 (gene Sec3). Lineage: Eukaryota; Metazoa; Arthropoda; Insecta; Diptera; Culicidae. Gene Ontology annotation, molecular function: phosphatidylinositol-4,5-bisphosphate binding. The coding region runs from base 212 to 2890 and encodes 892 amino acids. Gene Ontology annotation, cellular component: exocyst; plasma membrane. The transcript is spliced from 3 exons. The record is from RefSeq and is a predicted model, not a curated record. Gene Ontology annotation, biological process: Golgi to plasma membrane transport; exocytosis.
UCAAACGACGAAAAAAAUAUGUCAACAAAAACAUCCCAAGCGUAAUCCACCUACUUUUGUCUCGAUAGUUUUCUCCGAUUUUCGCAUUGAAAAUAAUAUCAAAAGUGUUUUUAUGUGGCCCCGGAAGGUAAAUCAGAUGCUAUAGGACCCGAAGCAAGUGCCGUUGGAUGGUUUCGAAGUCGCGCCAGUGUGGGAAACUGCUCUCGAAAAAAUGGCAGCCGGUAUCAAGUACAUCAUCCAAAAGGAAAUCUUCGAUGCCCUGGAGGAACGGAUUUUGUCCGUGUGCAAUGUGAGCAAGCUGCUGAAGAAGAAAAAAACGUCCUAUCUGUGUGUGAUUUCGACCACCAAACCCCGGAUCGUGGUUUCGAUUUGCCAGGUUAAACAGUACGACAAGGGCGUCUGGAAGAAGAAACGGACAUGGGGAUUGGAAGAGGUAAAGGGAGUGGAUGGCCGCAAUGAGUCAUCGGAGACGCAUGAAUUCGAUCUGACCCUGGAAAAGGUUUACCGAUGGUUUGCUGCUAAUCUACAUGAGAGGCAAAAUUUCAUUACGGUACUGUGGAAGCAGCUGCAGAAACAUGUCCUGGCGGAGGAACGGCCAGUGUUUAAGAAUGUCCCGAAAGCUUGGCUGACGGAACGAUCUCCGGAGAAGGCUGUGGUGGACGGGAAGUUUGCCACGAUGGGUGCUCAGGGAGGAGUGGAAGAGGACGACGAUUUGGAUGAUAUGGUCGAGAGUGAGGACUUCCAUGCCCUGACGGAAAAAGAGGAGACCAAUUUGAGUAAGCUGAUCGGAGAGUGUGACUAUGCGAUAAGCAAUGCGGAACAGUUUAUGGAACAGCUGGGGAAGAAUCUGCAGGAAUUGGAUGGGGCAAACAUUCAAAGUGUUUUGGCAUCGGAGAAGCAAGUCGAUGCCCUGAUGGAUCAAAUAGAAGCGGCCAUUUCGGAAGCGGAGAAGGUCGAGAAGCGGCUAGACGAUUAUGAUGAAAUACUUUGUCACAUUCGGGAGAGCAUGGAGAAGAUGGGCGAGAAGAACCAGAUGAUCGAAAUUGCCAAUACGAACAAUGUCAAAUUGCUGCAGGAACUGGAGAAGGUGGUCUUUCAGUUGGAUCUUCCUCACGUGCAUCAACUGGCGCUGACGGACACGGAUUUGACCCCGAAAGGUUUGCCGGCAGCGAUCGCAGCUGGUAAAGCCCUUCAAACGGCGAUGAAUAGUGACAUUGAUCCGGCACUGCUUCGACUCACAGCCGUUCAGGACCAGAGGAAACGAUUCGAAAAAUGGAAAGCCAAAUUCUCUCAGACCGUUAGUCGACACUUGAACAAUCUGUUCAUCCACUUGGGCAAUUUGGGUGACUCUCAGAGUCCGCAUUCCAAUGAUCUUAAUCUUCCUAAGCACAAUUCCGUGCACAAAGAGCUCUCGGCGUACGCGGAAUUGAUGCACUGGAUGAAGGCCAUGGACCGGAAGGCGUACGAUGCGCUGAUCAAAGUCUACACCAGUUCCCUAAGCAAAGUCUACGAUCGAGACAUUCGGUUAUUCUUCGAAGCAGCCAAGCAAUCGAUUUCCGUGCGAAGAUUUGGCUCGCGGGAAGAUCUGAACAGCAGUUCCAUGAGCAACAAACUGAAACUUGGUCAGCAGAGCAGCAAACAACCGACACAGCCUUACGGGAUCCUGGGAGUGAACAGGGAGCUAUGGAGCAACGGAGCCGAACCAGCCGAGCGGCAAAAGUUCGAUUCGAUCCUCGAGAAGGUGCUGGCCGAGUUGGAACCUGUCGCACUGAGUGAGCAGCACUUUUGUAUAGCUUUCUUCCAACUGGACGUGAUAAGUCCUACGGGGAAGAACACGCAGACUACGUUGGACAUGAGUGCCGCUUUGCAGGACAAAGAACGCGACGAACGGGAUACGGCAGUGAUGAUUCCCCAGAAGCGAUUGGACCGUCAAAUCAACGAAGAGGUGCGGCGAAUGAUGGGAGAGCUUUUUAGCAACUUGGAACAGGAGCUGAACAGUUUCAUUUUGAGCUUCGAAAAGCUCGAUAGCUACUACUCUCUGUACGUGCUUGUUCGUCUGACGCAACACGUGAUGUCCGCUCAAGAUGCUCAAUCGUUCCUCAGCAUGACUUUCGCAUCGGCGUUAAUCCAUGUCAAGCGAAACUUCGACAAGUUCAUGAACCUUCAGUUACAGUCCAUCCAGGAGGCAAAGGUCCCUAAGCGCUCCAAAUGUGGACUGCUUCCGUAUGUGGAAAAUUUCGAGGAGUUCGCUGUUACGGCGGAGGCGAUCUUCAAGAAAACCGAGCGGAGGAACGAUUUGGACAAGUGGUACCUCAAACUGGUGGAGGCGAUCUUCGAAUACAUCCCAGUGCAUGCGUUGGAACACGCCAAAACCCCUCACCAGGUGGUGAAAAUGGAAAACUAUCACAGGAUGCACUCGCUUUUGUCCCAGUUGAAGGUCGGAGUUUUGGAACAGCUCAAAAAGGACGCAAAGGUGCGGUACAAUGAUGCCCUGAAGGCAUACGUGACAAAGUACUUUGGUCGACCAUUGGAAAAGUUGAACCAAUUUUUUGAAGGUGUUCAGCAGAAAGUGCAGCAAGGUGUAAAGGAAACCGAAAUCAGCUAUCAAAUGGCCUACUCGAAGCAAGAGCUGCGUAAAGUGAUCUCCCAAUAUCCGGCACGAGAAGUGAAGAAAGGCCUAGAACAACUCUACAAAAAAGUCGAGAAACAUCUUUGCGAUGAAGAAAACCUUCUGCAGGUCGUGUGGCGCGCAAUGCAGGAGGAAUUCAUCGCUCAGUACAACUCACUGGAGCUGUGGAUCCAACGAUGCUAUGCAGGAGCGAUGAUAACGCUCGACUUUACGAUAAAGGACAUACUGGACUUUUUCUCCGAGAUUGCACGAUCGCACUAGGUCUAAACAUGUGAUCAGCUGAACAUUUUUUUGUUUGAGGCAUAUCCUUUACUGAAUCUAGCCAAUGAGGGGCGAAAACUCAGUCGUUAAACGUUACAAAACCAUAUUCCAAAUUUACGUAUGACUUAUCCCGAUUAAGUUGACAAUUAAUUUAUGAGUAAAAAUCCUUAUUUUUCUUGUUGCACCCUUUUCUUUUAGAAAGUAUUCUCUAAUAGUAAUAUAUUUACACGUUCUAUUAGGACCUAGAGUGCAAACCGACUCGUGUUGUAAGUAAUCGAACAAAAUAACAAAACCUUCCCAGUUUGAGCCGGGAAUGGCGCAAAACUAUCAAUUAUGUCGCUUAUUAACGAUACAUAUUAUAAAGACAAGCUGUUGUAUAGAAGAGUUAAAUAAAGAACCCUAUUGAUGCAUA